Naegleria fowleri is the source of this 2445-nucleotide messenger RNA. RefSeq lists its product as uncharacterized. The transcript is spliced from 2 exons. The record is from RefSeq and is a predicted model, not a curated record. NCBI's taxonomy places the organism in Eukaryota, Heterolobosea, Eutetramitea, Acrasida, Naegleriidae. The coding region runs from base 1 to 2445 and encodes 814 amino acids.
AUGACGAAGGGUAAUCGUUAUUUAGAUUCGGCACUCGACCAUGAGAAAGACAAACAAAUAAGAAUGGAUCACACCUCAUCAUACUCUCAUCAUGAAGAGAACCCACGACACCAUCAUCUCCGAGAAGAACCACCCUCACACAUGGAACAAGCACUCACAUCCUCGUCUUCCUCAUCCGAAACCAACACCUCUCAAACCCAACUCUCUCUCCAUUCUUCCAACCGAAAAUCCCGAAAGAAACAUUCCAAGCGAUAUUAUAUGGUGGAAACUCACGACGAUGAUGAAUGUGAAGAAAAUAACGGAGAAGAACAACAUGACUGUGAUGAUGAUUCCGAUCGUAAUGACCAUUCGGAAGUGAAACCAAACACCGAGAAGAAGAACAACCAAUUCAUCAUGAUGAAUAAUAUUCCUCAAGAGGAGCCACUCAUUCAAGUGUCGGAAGAGAGGAGCAACCAAGAACAGCUGCCAUCACUUUCUCAUGAGGAUUCUACACAAUCGUCUCAACACACGAAACCACCACAGAAAGCAAGUCGUCAUCAUCAUGAGGAUACGAUUUUAGAUCACUUGGAUGAUGUGUUGGAUGUGUUCAAUGAAAAUGUGUUACCGACCCUCCUUCACACAGAACAUACAUUGAGACAUUCUCAUGCUGCAACAACGACAUCAACGAAAACAACAACAAAUGGAAUGAUUACUAAGGAUAAAUCUCAUCAUUUAGCAGCAGAAGAUGCCCCUUCUUAUUCAAAAGUAGGAGAUAGUACCGAUCAUGAAGUGUCCUUUUCUUCUUCUUCAUCUGAAAAUAGUUGUUGUGAAGUGACAGCGUCCGUUUCUGCCAUUCAUGUGGAUCUUACUGCUCCAGCAAUGACAAGAAAUGAAACCUUCAACAAUAAGGAAGAAGAACAAGUUCCUAAAGUUUCGAAAAGUGUAUUCUUUCGCAAACGAGUCACGAAUUUGAUACUAUUUUUAUUGGGAACAAUGUGUUUCAAAUUUUCAUAUGAGACAUUGUCAGGUGCGAUUGGUUUGACCAUUCUCACAAGAUUGGAAAAUCAUCCUUUGGGAGCAACCACCAUUUUGAGUUUAUUGACCAUUACUUUUGGAAUUUCACAAUCCAUUUCUUCAACCUUAGUGGAAGGUUUUUUGAAACAAGUUCGUGCCACUCGAUUGUACAGCAUGGCUCUUUUAUUCUUUUCUCUGUUAAUUUUAACAAUGAUUGUAUUGGAGGCAACGACAGGAGGAACCUUAACCGAAGCAGGAUAUUGGUCGCCGUGGAUUAUUUUCCCAAUUUAUGUUUUUAUUGGGUUUAACAUUGGAGUCAUUGAGGUUGUUCGAAAGGUCAUUCCAGCUUCUAUUCUGGGAAACUCUGAAUCCUCAACCUUAAAGCGCUUAAAUGCGAGUAUUCACAUCAUUUAUGAAGUUGCAGGAACCAUUGGUGCUUUUCUCUCAAGUGUUUUCAUUGAAAAACUUGGAUCCAUCUAUGCGUUGUGUCACAUUCCAUUAUUCUUCACAUUAGGUGCUGUAUUUUUAUUCUUUAUAAGUUCAAAAUGUGACACUCAGGAACAAUCCGAGAAUGAUGAUAGUGUUUCAGAAAAUCAUUUCGAUCUAUCUCCACAAAGAGAACGUUUUGCAAUUUUGAGACGGGUUGGAAUUGCUGUAAAGAAUUAUUUCAAGAGCAUGUUCAUUGGAGCCAAGAUUGUUCUCGCCAAUCGAUAUUACAUUUGGCUCAUUCCUUGUUUUGUGUUGCCUCAAACUCUUCACAGAUUGAUUGAAAAUAUCUUCCUUCCUGCUUAUGCGAAAAUGAUUUUGAAAAAGGGAAGUUAUUCAGGAAUCAUGUUGGGAGGUUCAAAUUUUGGAGAAUUGUUGGGAGCUGGAUUAUUGUUCUUGUUGGCCAAGAAGGUCAAGAAACCAACCAUUUGGAUAUUGAUGGAUGCUUUGUUUUUGAAUUUGAUGUGGAUUUUCCCAUUCCUCACUUUUGAUGAAACCACAAACAAUAAUUUGAUAUUUGCGAUUUGCAUUGUUCCAGCGAUGGUGUUGACCUCUGGUUCUUAUGCAGCUGGUGACUGCACUCAAAUUGCUUACAUUCAAUCGACUUUAUCUGAUGAAGUGAAUGAACAAACAGGUGUGAAUGAAUUGGCAGCAGUGAUGAGUUUCUUGUAUUCAUGUUACAUCAUUAUCACAACCUUUGUUGUGUUUGGAUUAUCUCAAGGAAUUGACAGAUUCAAUGCUGAGAAGAGACCUGAGUUUGGUUUCAUGACUAUUUGUAUUGUAUUGACUGUGUUGUCAGUUGUCAUUGUCGCUCUCUAUUUAUUGUUUACAAAGAUUAAGCCAACACAUGAGGAGGAAGAGGAAGAACGAAAGAAAGAGGAAAUAUCAGAACUUUCUUCUGUUGAAAAGAAUUCUUUUACAGAGAACAAUGGCAAUUUGACAAUUCCAAGAAAUUUCAACAUGUAA